CACUGAUAUUGACAGAGACAGGAUAGAGGGUUGUACUGUUGAAAGAGUGAGCGGUGCUUCGGUUUCGUGAAAGUAGACAAAAUAGUGGGAAAUAUUCUUUGUAGUUGGCAAAGUUAGAUAUAAUAUCUUCAAGAUGGUUUGUGGGGGAUUUACGUGUUCUAAAAAUGCUCUUUGUUCUCUCAACGUGGUGUACAUGUUGGUUGGUCUGUUGCUGAUUGGCGUUGCAGCGUGGGGGAAAGGCUUCGGCAUCGUGUCCAGCAUCCACAUCAUCGGCGGGGUCAUCGCUGUGGGCGUCUUCUUACUGCUUAUCUCCAUCGUGGGUCUCAUUGGAGCCCUCAACCACCACCAAGUCAUGCUCUUCUUUUACAUGGUCAUUCUGUUCCUGGUGUUUCUUUUCCAGUUUGGUGUGUCCUGCUCCUGCCUGGCUAUUAACAAGGGACAGCAGGUGAAGCUGUUGAGUGCUACCUGGGCAUUGAUGAGCAACGACACACGGCUGGGCGUGGAGAACAAGUUGAACUGCUGUGGGCUGCUGAACAACAACCAGAGCAAAGAGCAGUUCAACGAGGACGUGACACUCUGCAAUGCGCCCUGUAAACAUGGCGGGUUCUGUUUCACCUGUGGGGACUUGAUGCUGAAGCACGCUGCAGAGGCUCUGAAAAUCCUGGGUGCAGUAGGACUCUUCUUCAGCUUCACAGAGAUCUUGGGUGUGUGGCUGGCUGCACGUUACAGGAACCAGAAGGCUUCAAGAGCCAACCCCAGUGCAUUCCUAUAAGAGCAGAGCGUGAAGAGGUCCACAAGUUACGCACCAUGAUAUAGAUAUACACCAGGGUACCAAACAUACACACACACACAAAAUACAACAUUGGAGAUACACAGAUGUGCCAAUAUGAAAAGAACAACACACACUUGCAGCCUGAUGCCAAUUGACAACCCACUAAGUACCUUCUGGUUCUCACAUGUGCAUACACGCACUGGGGAAGAAAAGGCCAUGUUGGUCUGUACAGUUUCUUCUCAUGUAUGAUAGGAUUGUUCAACAGCUUUUUUUUGUAUAACUUGUGUAUGUCAGUGUUUCUCAACCUCUGGUCUGUGGACCUCUUUGGGAUAAUGGGGACCACUCACUCAGAUGCUAAUACUUAUUUACUUGGUUCUUAAUUAGAAGUUUUAAACAACACAGUUCUCCAGAGGUAUAUCUGGUUCAUGUUCAUUAGGCACCAAACAGAAGAACAUGUACAGAAACAAGGAGGGACCUGCACUUUUCCAAUAAGAAAGUUUUUAUUUUCCUUUCUACGUUUUGCUACGGUGUGCUCUAAUGAAUAUGAGCCUGUGCUCACUAGUCCCUGGGACCAAACCCAUUCAGAGACCCCUCUCCCUGUCUGUCCAUGAUGUGGUUAGACUACACAGAUGCAGCACCCUGUGCACCAACUACCAGCAUAGCACUGUGUGUGAUGGCAUACACAGAAUUGUUCUUAUUUUAACCAAGAAAAAUCAUUUAUAAUUUAAGGGUUUUAUCUAUGCCACAAAAUGUUGUAAUUGUGACAAUUUUACAUAGGCUUCUGUUCAUUUUUAACAAGAUGUCCUUGUGUGCGGUGUGGCCAUCAAUAUGUCUUGACAAAGAAAGAGGUGCCAUAUAGAUAAUGUCAUGUUAGUGCCUCGGGUGGGAAUUAGAUUUUGUGCCAAACUAUUGAUUAAGAGGGGGAUACUGAAUUGGAUAGUCUAUAGCGACAUUUCUCUUCCUUUGGAGCUAAAACAUAACACUUUAAUGGAGUUAAGAAUGAUGAGACAGUUCAGACAAAAUGUGGGUGUAAUUCAGUUAACCCCCCCCCAUCCAUUCACAAUGACGGCCUGGGAACCCACUGUUCCCAAGCCGUCGUUGAAAAUAAGAAUGUGUUCUUAACUGACUUGCCUGGUUAAAUAAAGGUAAAAAAAUAAAAUAAAUAAAUAGCACUUUAUUCAA
Molecule: messenger RNA, 1954 nt
Organism: Oncorhynchus nerka (sockeye salmon)
Lineage: Eukaryota; Metazoa; Chordata; Actinopteri; Salmoniformes; Salmonidae
Product: tetraspanin-31-like
Exons: 6
Coding region: 134-772 (212 amino acids)
Cellular component (GO): plasma membrane
Source: RefSeq, a predicted model, not a curated record